UGGGGCAGCUCCUGUGACAGACGGAGCUGGAGCGGCGGGGCGGCGGCGGAGUCCGGCGGCUGAGAUAGCGAGUGAGCGAGCGAACAAGCAGCGAUCCCAGGGCCCAAGGAGCGAGAAAGAGAAGGAGGAGCGCUCGGGCGCGAGCGAGAAAAGCCGCGAGCGCCAGGCUUGGGCUCGAGCCCCGGAACGGCUGAGGAGCCCGCCCGCUCCCCUCCCCUCCCCCUCCCCGGGACCGGGCCCAGCGCGCCAUCCUCCCCCUCCCUCCUUCCCUCCCUCCCUCCUUCCUCCCUUCCCUCUCCCUCUCCCCCUCCCCCGCCGGUGGAUGGGAGUGAAGGACGGAAGAGGCCCUGCGGAGGCGGCGGUGCAGCGCUCCGGUGGAAUGAACCCUAUUUGUUGACUAUCUCCUGAUUACUGGUUGGAUUCACUUGUAAAAGAAUCGUCUUCCCCUGUGUGGACGCCACUUAGUGGCAUAUUUAAUUAUAAAUCCAGGGAUCACAAAGCUUUCUGAUUUUCCCAAAGGAGGGACAUACCACUAUAUCAAAGAAGCUUGAUAUUACAGCCAAAAUGGUGCUGUCCCAGAGACAACGAGAUGAACUAAAUCGAGCUAUAGCAGAUUAUCUUCGUUCAAAUGGCUACGAAGAGGCAUAUUCAGUUUUUAAAAAGGAAGCUGAAUUAGAUAUGAAUGAAGAAUUAGAUAAGAAAUAUGCUGGUCUUUUGGAAAAAAAAUGGACAUCCGUUAUUAGAUUACAAAAGAAGGUUAUGGAAUUAGAAUCAAAACUAAAUGAAGCAAAAGAAGAAUUUACGUCAGGUGGACCCCUUGGUCAGAAACGAGACCCAAAAGAAUGGAUUCCCCGUCCACCAGAAAAAUAUGCGUUGAGCGGUCAUAGGAGUCCAGUCACUCGAGUAAUUUUCCAUCCUGUGUUCAGUGUUAUGGUCUCUGCUUCAGAGGAUGCUACAAUUAAGACACCAUACAGUAACAGUUAUAUAAACUACCUGCAGAAAGAUAAGUAA
Molecule: messenger RNA, 1011 nt
Organism: Leptonychotes weddellii (Weddell seal)
Lineage: Eukaryota; Metazoa; Chordata; Mammalia; Carnivora; Phocidae
Source: RefSeq, a predicted model, not a curated record